This is a messenger RNA of Trichomonas vaginalis G3, 725 nucleotides long. RefSeq names its product integrase core domain containing protein family. Gene Ontology annotation, biological process: DNA integration. The annotation marks the transcript as partial. The transcript has a single exon. Gene Ontology annotation, molecular function: nucleic acid binding. The record is from RefSeq and is a predicted model, not a curated record. Lineage: Eukaryota; Parabasalia; Trichomonadida; Trichomonadidae.
AUGAGCUUGAAAGAAGUAUUCGAACAACAUCCAUGGAGGUCAUUUAAGAAGUUCAAUGAAGCUGCAAAGAGUUGGGGAUUUACUAACAGAGCUGAAGUGAAAAGGUUCUUUGACAAAAAUGUUGUACAUCAAACAAAAAUAAACCCUUACGACUACUUUUUACCAAUUUACUCCAACGCUCCUGACGCAUACCAAUUUGACACUCUCGUUCAGAGUAAGAAAGGAGGACAUAAACCAUUCCUCAUCUUCAUUAAUGUUAACACUCGCAAAGCAUAUGCAUAUCCAAUGAGGAAUAAAGGAACUCGUGAAGUGUUAAGAGUUUUACAAAAGUUUGUAGCAGAACAUAGCCCAAGUACUUUAACAUCAGACCAAGACGGUGCAUACCUCAGCAAUGAAAUCACAGAUUUUCUCAUUAAGCAUAACAUAACUCACUACACUACUGAAGACCAUAACCAUAACAUACUCGGCAUCAUAAACCGCUUCAUAAGGACUCUCAGAGAUUUAAAUCAAGAGCGAGACUUUACCGAAGAAACAAUGAAACAUUUUCUCGAAGUAUAUAAUUCCUCAACACAUUCUACAACAGGACAUACACCAAAUUCAAUGACACAACAACAAGAAGAAAAGUAUAUACAAAAGAAACGAAGCCAAACACAAAAUAUCAGAAAUUCAACACAAUUUACCCUCAUUCCUGGUACAAAAGUUCGUGUAGUUCUUGACGACAAACC